AGAUAAAUAUCAGGGACGCAGAUGAUAGCCCGGUGAACACCUGAACCGAGUGAAAUAGACCGGCGGUAAACCCAGAAGCCGUCACGCUGCCAUCAUGACGCUACACUGGUGGAUGCACUGGUUCUGGGUGACGAUGCUGCUGAUUCUCCUUGGCAGCGAAUCGGCUUUCGGUGCCCCCCAGUCUGAAGAGCUCCUGCACAUAACAACUGAGCUAGAAACGGAACGACAUUCGGAACGACAAAACCGUGCUCUGUACAUCAGCAAAACUGUAAUCAUCACAACCCCACACCCGUUGGUAAAAAACAUUACGUUAAACAACCAAACUGACGAGCCAAUAUUGGCGACCAACGUUACCCAAGUCAACGUGACCGAGAUCGUUCACCCAGCGAUACAGUGGACCGCGGCCAACGCAAACGUAACAGUACAGAAUAGUACUGUCAAUACAACUUUGACAACCAACGUGACAGAUGACGUCACGACGACACCGUCAAAUGCAAACAACCUCACGAGGGAAGAGUACAUCAAAGAUUUGACCCACAUCGAGGGAAUUCCUGACAGCAGGAUCGUGACCGAGAAACCAUUGUCUUUGGAGACCGCCUUCUCUCACACGAGAAUACCGAACGUAGAGUCUUCCAGGAGAAUGGUGGAAGAGGAACGAGGAAUAGACACGGGAGUUAUAGCGGGUAUCGCUUUUGCUGGUGUGGUGUUGGCAGCGCUGGCUGGCAGUAUAGCUUUCGUGCUGUACAGGAGGAGAUACCUGAACAAGCCCCAGACCUUGAAUGACAAAUGCUCGAAUCCCGACUCGAGUGGUUAUCUUGACGACAGCACUGUUAGGGAUAACUCUGAAGAGAUGUACAGUCUGGACAAUGAUUCGUUUCUGAACUCCCUGGAAGCCAUGACAAUACAGAACUACUGGACAGAUACAGUAAAACAUACUAAACUAUAACAAUGCAAGUUUGACCAUGUUAUACUUAAUCAUUGUUUCUCAACCUUGGGGUCACAGUGAUUAAAAUAUCCUGAUGACUGUUUACUACUUUAAAUCUUGGGUCAUCUUGCAAUUGGGACACUAAAAGGUUGAGACAUAAUGGUAUAAGGAAACAUGAUAAUAACAGAAUAAAAUAUUUGACUGUAAUGAAAAUAUAGUUCGAGCUGAAGUAACCAUCAACUCUAUUCUACAACAGAAAUAUUGGAUUGGUCACAUGUCUUGUGAUGUCACAAACCGCUAAACAAACCAUUUUAUUUGCAAUAUACUUAUUAAAAGGUAAAACUAUGCUGGAGGGUUACAUCACAGUUGUAAUUUGAUCUGAUUUUGUUUUAUUAUUUUAUUUAUUUAAAUUUAUUACCAAUCUUUCAUGAAAUUUUGAAUUUUAGUUAAAGUUAUAAAGGUAUUGAGUGUUGCAACUUUUUUGUGUGAUCAAAGGUAGCCUGAAUAGCAGUUAAUUUGUAUUAUAAUUAUUAUGUACUAUUAAAUAAUACAUUUUUUCACAAGAGCUGAUUAAAGCUGAGUAAUUCAAUCAGUUAUAGCAUCAUCAAACUUAUUUCUGCAGCAAAGCCAUUGUUGGUUUCCAUUUCGAAGGGAUAGUCAUUAUUUCUGCUGAAUUCCGAUAAUAGGCUCGGCCUUGUAGAUUACAAUUUUUGUACUUUCAAGGUGUGAAAACAAUCACAACAGAAUACAUCUUAUCUCGUUCCUAGCUAGGCAAAUAUUAGACACUUUAAGCUUUAGGAUUUUGUCUCCGCAGCACCAUUUAAAAAUAGAUACAUGUGGAAUUGAUUUUUUUUAUUGCCCAUGUAGACAGACGAGCAUACGACCUACCUGAUAAUAAGUGGUUACCGGCGCCCAUGGACUUCAGUAAUGCCAGGGGCAGAAAAGCUGCUGCCUACCGUUGGAUACUUAAUUGAAGACAGAAUAAAAAAAAACAUUUCUUAUCAAAACUGUUAUACAUAGUCCUAGGUAGACAGUUCUUUAUUCAUGUUUUAUAAGAUGUAUUAAGCUUUGUAAUGUCAAACUAUUAUUUCGUUGUUUCAAACUAUUUGGAAAUUUUAAAUUUAGUUUUUAAUAUUUCUAAAUAGUAUUCGAUCGCAGAAGUGAAUUUAUUAUAUAAAUUUUACUUAUUUAAGUAUAUUUUUUCAGAAUAAUCGAAACUGAGUUUUGAUGACUCUGAAGAACUCUAAAAGCCUUCGUUUCACGAUAUAAACCUUUUUAUUACACAAAGUAAAUGUACGAUCACAUGAUUUGCAUGCCGCCUGAAACUAUGGAGGGUAGAGGUAAGGAGAACCGUCUCAUAUGGGAGAAUCUUGAAAAAGUGUCCCACUAU
Messenger RNA from Bombyx mandarina (wild silkworm), 2315 nucleotides. RefSeq lists its product as uncharacterized. The record is from RefSeq and is a predicted model, not a curated record. NCBI's taxonomy places the organism in Eukaryota, Metazoa, Arthropoda, Insecta, Lepidoptera, Bombycidae.